AUGGCAACUAGAUCGAAGAAUAUGAGUUCUUGGGAUGCUGGUUCUGUUUCUGGGUUCAAUAUGACUGUAACUGUUUUUGAUUUGGAAAGAGGAGCUUAUAGAAAGAGCAGAAAGCCAUGGAAGACAGAUGAAGUUCUGAUGAGUGGUCAAGUAGGGUGGUUGGAGGAGGGAGAUUGUUUUCUCCAUGGAAGAGAAGAUCUGGUAGGUUUGACAACUUCUCCUCAUCCUUCACCGGCAGCGCCGGUUACUCCUCGGCCUUCUCCCACGUCCAUUCUGAUCCUCAGAACAACCACAGAACAUAGCCGAAUUCGAAGAGCGGGUGCAGCUUUCGCUGCGAAAUCUGGUGGAGGAUUUUCACUCAACUCGAUCUUGAAAAGGUGUGAAACCUGCGAAGGCAAAGGAGCAAUUGACUGUAAGGGAUGCAAGGGUACAGGAAGGAAUAAGAAAAAUGGAAAUAUUUUUGAGCGAUGGAAGUGUUUUGAUUGCCAAGGAUUUGGGAUGAAGGGUUGCCCUACCUGUGGAAAAGGAGGAUUAACACCAGAACAAAGAGGAGAAAGAUAA
Fragaria vesca subsp. vesca is the source of this 561-nucleotide messenger RNA. RefSeq lists its product as uncharacterized. Lineage: Eukaryota; Viridiplantae; Streptophyta; Magnoliopsida; Rosales; Rosaceae. The record is from RefSeq and is a predicted model, not a curated record. The transcript is spliced from 5 exons. Bases 1 to 561 code for a protein of 186 amino acids.